UGAUCGAUCGUCGAGCAGCGCGUUUCUCGACGAACCGGUCGAAGACCGAUUCGCUUCGACCUGGUCCCGUUAAAUGUCGGUUGCGGGGUCGAUAGGUUGAUCGAAGUCGACUGACAUUUAAAUAAUUAUCGACACACCGGAACGUUGUCGAGAAAGUUGGCAGUAUUUGUCGCACUGGUACUGUGCGAAACUUCUACGAUCACUGGUUGCUCGGGUUAUUGAUUUCUACCUGAUAUGCUUCGAGAAAACAAAAAUGUUUUGAUUGGUGAUUUGUGACUGUUGAACAACAGGUAUAUCGGUUUUAAGUCUUGGAAAUGCCUCUUUUGAAUUGAAAUCAACGAUACCACUUAUCAGACCGACUGCAGGCAUUAUGGCUUUGAAAAAAAUGUCAUUAAAAGAUGGGGAAACCGAAACUGCAGCAAAAUUAGAUUCACGAAUUUUAAUCUUCUAGUUUUUCGUCUAAUUCUCUUCUCUCGUGUUUAGAAAUGGCAGAGACUGAUCCACAAUUAAAACGACUUUUACUUCCGGCUGAAGAGACACUGUUUGAACAAUUGCUGAGGUUUGGCCUAUAUAUUGGAGCAGUGUUUCAAGUGAUUUGUUUAUUGGCCAUUGUUGUUUAUCAGGCUGGCCCAUCUGAUGGCAUUGCUGCAUUGAAGGAUGAUCCAAGCGAUGUGGAAUGUUCAGAAAAUAGUCCUCAGGUUACUCCUAGAAGACCUCAUAGACCACGAAAGCAAGAGAAGAAGAAAAGACGUUGAGUUCCUUUGCUAAAUGCACAAAAAACUUCACGAUUCAUCUCUGCUUUUAGAUGUUAGUUAAAGACUGCUUUUAGACAUUACUUUUAUUUAUAUUAUUUCUGCCAUGAGGUGGUGUGUGAUUUAUACUUGACCUUUUAUAACUAUUUCCAUUGACACUACAGACAAUGUUAGAUUAUUCCCACUGUUCUAGAAAUAUUUAAAAAAAUGUUCUCUAUAGUACAAAUAUUAAAUAAAAAUUGUUCUCGUAAAA
Megalopta genalis is the source of this 1005-nucleotide messenger RNA. Its product is annotated as protein MANBAL. The record is from RefSeq and is a predicted model, not a curated record. NCBI's taxonomy places the organism in Eukaryota, Metazoa, Arthropoda, Insecta, Hymenoptera, Halictidae. Gene Ontology annotation, cellular component: membrane.